Molecule: messenger RNA, 2880 nt
Organism: Saccharomyces kudriavzevii IFO 1802
Lineage: Eukaryota; Fungi; Ascomycota; Saccharomycetes; Saccharomycetales; Saccharomycetaceae
Gene: BIR1
Product: survivin
Exons: 1
Coding region: 1-2880 (959 amino acids)
Source: RefSeq, a predicted model, not a curated record
AUGAAUGAUAAAGUAGAUAAAAUGGAAGAACGAUAUAGUAUGGCCAAAUUGGAAAAUAGACUGAAAACGUUUCAAGACGGCGUUAUGCUUCAAAAAAAAAAGCUAAAAUGGAGUUUCAAAGUCAUUCCGUACCAAGCAAUGGCCAAGCUUGGAUUUUACUUUGAUCCAGUGAUAGAUCCUAUGACCUCUAAAUUGAAAAAAGACUCUGUAAGAUGUUGUUAUUGUCAUCGUCGAACAUAUAGUGUAAGAGAUUGCAGAUCCAAGAAAAAAAAUGUUCUUGAAACGCUAAGCAAUAUAAUGAUGAAACAUCUGACUGAUCCAGACAAUAAUCAGGUGUGUCUUCUGAUCUACUUGCGAAAUAAGUUGUUAACGGACUACAGCUUUCACAUGGGUGUUUCGGACUGGAAAAAUGACAAAUAUUUCAGCAACCCAGACAAUGAGAACGUAUUACACUUAAGGAGAUUUACUUUUGAAAAUAACUGGCCCCAUGGGAUCUCUCAAAACGAGUGCCAACUGAAUGUGGAAAGCAUGGUCAAUGCAGGACUUAUACGCUAUGAUUCCAGUAUAGACGGCCUAAACGACCCGAACGUGGAUAAAGCACUCAUGAAUGACUCUUGCUACUGUAUUUAUUGCAAGCAAUCCUUACAAGGUUGGUCAUUACAUGAUGAUCCGGUAAGGCGACAUUAUGAGAUUUCCCAAAGUGGUAAUUGUUAUUUUUUUCAAACACGUAAUCGAUUUGAAAAUAUGAGGAACACUAAGGGCAGUAGCAAUGAUGCUUCGAAUAUUAUCAGCCGAAAUGGUGAGGUCAGUACCACAUCAGACGAAGAGGAAAAAGAAGAAGUGAUUGCAGUGAAAAGCACUUCUCAGAGCCAGAAUUUUGUACUCAAUUCAUCUUCUUCUAGUACUGAUCCUCAAAGUAAUGAUGGUAACCAAUCGAAUAAUUCCGUUAUUCAACAUAGGAUGAGUACACUGAAUGGAAAAGAGGAUGAUGCAAAAGAGAAGGAGCAAAUCAAUUUAGAGAAUGAGAACGCAACUUUGGAAGGACACACGAGAUGUCAUGACAUUUCUGUAGAUGAAAGGGACGUUAUUUUGACACCAAAUGUAAAAGAAGACAAGUGUCCGAAUCUUCAGGGCAUGCAACUAUCAUCUCCUAUAAGGAAAAGAAGAAAGCUCAAAAGAAUAUCGCCCAGAAAGAUCUUUGAUGAAGAUGAUAGCGAAAACUCUGUUAAGAAUACUACCGUUGGUACAGAUGACAAAGAUAAGGAUUUGAUAAUUGAUUUUACGGGUCAUAUCAAUAAAACUAGAGAUGUGGGAAGAAAAAAUGCUAUUUUGGAUGAUAGUGCAGAUGAAUUCAGUUUCAGUAACCAAGGUCAUAGUACCUUUGACAUACCCAUACCGACUUCAUCUCAUUUAUUCAGAGAUAUAAGCUCAGAUAAUAAUAAUGGCACACAGGAAGACAAUACUGACGCAAACGUCGACGUAAAAGAGGCGGAUCUUAAAGAAAAAGAGUACUCCGUCAACACUGCGGAAAAUGAAGUUGUUGGCGAUACGAAACUCAUAGGUGGAGACAGCAAUACUAAUAUUCUCAAAAGAACACAAGUUAAAGACCGGAAUCCAAGUGGCGUCAAUACCGAUAAAGGUUCUUUCAACAGAACUCAUGAUUUGUCAGAAACGCCUGAUUUGAACAAGAACAAUGUUGAGAAGGCGGAAGCACACAUCCGAGAUUCUCAAUAUAAAAGCGAUACAACUGUACCAGUACGGCGAGCUUGGGAUACAACUCAUUCUGAUGAAUUGAAUAGUGAAACCAAUGAUAAUACUACUCAUACAUCAAGGGAAGAAGUGAAUAUACCUAAUUUCGAAACAUCUGAUGUACGUAUGGCCAAAAAAGAUAUCAUAGAUGUUGUUCCUAAAGCAGUAAAAGAAUUGGCGGAACUACAUAGCUUACCAUCGAAUGAGCAAACGAUACAGAGGAAACUAGAUAAUAUUAAUAUAGAUCUAAGUUUGUCAGCAUCAGAUUUCUCAUCUUCAUCCAAUUCAGAGCGAUCAUCGAAGAAUUCAAGUGCUAUCUCAACACCGGUAGCAAGUCCAAAAAUAAAUCUCACACGCAGCUUGCAUACGGACGAAGAGUUUUCUGGAUUCAGCGGAAACCCAGCCAAUAAUGAGGAUUUUACGAAUAAGCGGGAAACUAUCAAAACAGUUGAAUAUCCAUGUGUUAAGAAUGAAAUUUCGAGUAAUGAAUUGCCAAUUUUUGAGACUGGGACACCGAUUGCAUCUCAAGAAAACGAGUCGAGAAAGUUGUUUGAUGACGAUUUUUUUGGGAAGGGACUGGACCCACCUUUUGAUUCAUCAACUGUAGAAAUCAACAAGGCACCCAAGUCUGGUUCUGCAUUGAUUCCAUCAGCCGUAGGCAGUUCGACUUCUGAUACAAAUUUACUUCCGGAGUAUUCGCUCUUAGAAAAGCAAGAGAAGGAAAUAAACUCAAACUCGGAUAAACGAACAGUAAGUUUUUUGAGUGAUGACAACAAAAAAUUAAGAGCAGAUCUUGGCGAAUGGUGUAAAAUUGAUGAAAAUAGGUUGCUUGUGAAGAAUUAUUUUCAUGAUUUAUUGAAAUAUAUAAACCUUAAUGACGCUACUUUGGCUAAUGACAAAGAUGGUGACCUCGCGUUUUUGAUCAAGCAAAUGCCCAAUGAAGAGUUGGACAUGACAUUUAUCGCCUGGGUGAACAUGAAGGUGCAAUCUAUAAAACGCGAAUUCGUAGGUGAUUGUGAUAAGAAGUUGGGCAUCUUGAGAAAUGACUUCGAUACUGCUACUAAUUACAUUGAAACUCUGGAAGAUGACGACGAACUGAUUGAGAUUGCUAAGAAAAUGGGCAUUUUUUAG